Molecule: messenger RNA, 3873 nt
Organism: Lodderomyces jiufengensis
Lineage: Eukaryota; Fungi; Ascomycota; Pichiomycetes; Serinales; Debaryomycetaceae
Gene: ROA1
Product: Roa1p
Exons: 1
Coding region: 1-3873 (1290 amino acids)
Cellular component (GO): membrane
Molecular function (GO): ATP hydrolysis activity; ABC-type transporter activity; ATP binding
Source: RefSeq, a predicted model, not a curated record
AUGAGUGUACUUCAAAUUCCAUUAGAUCAAAGAGUUGGUUUAAAAGUGAGAAACUUAACAGUGGCUGUUGAACCUCAAACUUCAAAUUACAAAUUGUUGAAGCAAAAGGUGUUCAAUCACAAACAAAAAGAUCAUGAAACUAAAGAAUUCAAUCAUAAAUCUUCAAAAAUACUAAAUGAUAUUUCAUUUGAUGUUAAUAGUGGUGAAUUAAUUGCAUUAAUGGGUGGUUCAGGAGCUGGUAAAACUACUUUAUUAAAUACUUUGGCUCAAAGAACAAAUGUUAAGAAUAAAAAAUUAGAUUUUUCAGGAAGUAUUGAAUAUACCACAACUAACAAUGACUCAGCAAAUCAUAUAAAACAUGCAUAUUUAUUACAAACAGAUUUCUUUCUACCAGGUUUAUCAUUAUGGGAAACAUUAAAAACUCAAGCUGAUUUAAGAUUACCACCAUAUGUUGCAGAAGAUGAAAAAAUCAAUUUAAUAAAAUAUAUUAUGGAUGUUUUGGAAUUAAAUCAUUUAACAAAUACUAUGGUUUGUAAAUUUUCAUCACAUGUUUCUACUUUAAGUGGUGGUGAACAAAGAAGAUUAAGUUUAGCUAUACAAUUAUUAUCAAGACCAUCUAUAUUAUUUUGUGAUGAAGCCACAACUGGUCUUGAUACUUCAAGUUCUUUAAAAUUAGUUCAGUUAUUGAAAAAAUUAGCAUCAUCUGAAUUAGGUAUAACGGUAGUAUUAUCUAUUCAUCAACCAAGACCUGAAAUUUGUGAUUUAUUUGAUAAAGUAUGUCUUUUGACCAAAGGUGGUAAAUUAGUUUAUUACGGAAAUUUAAAAAAUGAAGCAUAUGAGUAUUUUAAUAAAUUAGAUUAUGCUCCUUCUGAUACUGAUAAACAUAUAAGUACUUAUGUUAUGGAUAUUUCGGUAAAAGAUGCAAGUACUUUGGAAAAUGAACUGAGAUCAGUAGCAAGGAUUAAUUAUUUAGUUGAAAAUUGGAAAGAUUUACAUAACUUUGAAUAUGAUAGUACACCAAAAAAGGAUCAAAAACAAUUUUACAAAAACUUGAAGUUGUUUGCUACUCCGAAGGAAGAUCAAAUAUCAUUUAUGCAAGAAUUAAAAGUAACAACUAAAAGAAGUUUUAUAUUUUCAUAUCGUGAUAAGGGAAGUUUACUUGUUUUAAAUCUUGGUGCUUUGGUCCUAGCUGUAACUUUAGGAUGGAUGUUCUAUCGUCCAAAAUAUGAUUUAGCAGGUAUUAGAUCAUUGGUAUCUGUACAAUAUGUAUUAUUGGAAGUCGUUGGUUUCUGUGCAAUGUUUAUUGAAGCUGAGAGAUUAUGGAUUACGGAUGGUACAUAUUUUUUUAGAGAGUAUCUCGAGCAUGUUUCCAGUAUACCAGGUUUUAUAAUAUCUAGAAGAUUAGCCAAAUUUGUACUUGAAGAUUUACCAAUGACUAUUAUUUUUUCAGUUAUUACGUUUUUCAUGUGGGGUUUGAGAGUUGGUGAUGGGUCACAUUUCGGUAUAUUUUUUGCAAUAACUUUAUUAAUUCAAUUAUGUUGUAUGACUGGUGCAAUGGUUUGUUUUGCAUUAGCUCCAAGUAUGCCAAUUACCACCUUAUAUAUUAAUUUAUUUUAUCAAUUACAAAACUCAGCUUGUGGUUAUUUUGUUAAUGCAAGAACAAUGCCAGUUUAUGUUAGAUGGGUGAAAUAUUUAGCUUAUUUUUGGUAUGGAUUUGGUGCAUUAUGCGCAAAUCAAUUUACAAAUUGGGUUGGUGAUUGUCCUUAUGAUGAUGAAACAAGAUGUGUUGAAUAUACUGGUAAUGCUCAAUUAGCGUUGUUGGGCUAUCCCCAAAAUUGGAUUGCUGAACCUAUUGGAAUUUUGAUCUGUUGGGUCGUUGGGUUUUUAUUAAUUUCUGGGUUCGGAUUAUAUUUUAGAAAUCAUGAUACGGGUAUGGCAAAAACUAAGAAAAAUACUAUUGGUGAUGAAGAAGAUCAUGAAGACGAAGAAGAUGAUGAUGAUGAGGAGGAAGAUGAAAAAACUGCACAAAACAUAAUUUCUUCAGGUAUUACAGAUGAAGCAAUUGUUAAUGAUACUUUCCCACUCGAAAUUGGAUUAUUUAAUGUUAACUUGGUGGUUAACAAAAAGACAUUUUAUGGUAAAACUACAAGUCAAAAAACAUUACUUAAUGACAUUAAUGCAACUUUUAAAGCUAACUCAGUAAAUUGUAUCAUGGGCCCAUCAGGUAGUGGUAAAAGUACUUGUUUAAAUUAUUUAUCAAAUAGAUUAGAUAGAUCAUCAUCAUUUAUAUCAUCUGGAGAAAUUAAGAUUAAUGGAGUACAAGAUAUUACAAGAGCACAACUUAGUAGAAUAUCAGCUUAUGUUACACAACAUGAUGAUUCAUUAAUUGCAGAUUUAACAGUUAGAGAGACUUUAUAUUAUCAAGCAAGGUUAAGAUUACCAAUAGAUCAACAUCCAUAUAUACCAAAGAUUAUAAAUAAAUUAAUAAGACAAACUGGAUUAAUUGAUUGUGCUGAUACAUUAGUUGGAAAUGAGUACAUCAAAGGUAUAUCUGGUGGUGAAAAAAGAAGAUUAAGUAUAUCAAUCCAAUUAUUAUCAAAACCUAAAAUUUUAUUCUUAGAUGAACCAACAUCAGGAUUAGAUUCUUCAACAGCAGAAUCUAUUUUCAAUUUAUUAACUGAGUUAGCUCUUGAAAAUGGUACUACAGUGAUAUUAACUAUUCACCAACCAAGUGAAGAAAUCUUUUUCAAUUUUGGUAGUUUAUUAUUUUUAGGUAAAGGUGGAAAUGUUAUAUAUAAUGGACCAUCAACUGAAAUCAUACCAUAUUUGGCAAAACUAGGAUUUACCAACAAAAAUGAUUUAAAUAUGGCUGAUUAUAUUUUAGAUUUAAUAAGUAAUGAAGAAGAAGAAACACCAGAAAAACCGGAAAAAGUUUUGGAAGAUAGAAUUAGUUUACUAAUAAAUAAUUGGAAAUAUAAAGAAGAAACAAAUGAAAAACAACCAAUCAAUGCACAAGUUGUUAAUUUAUCACAAUUUUAUUUCAAAAGAUUACCAUUUUAUUAUACUUUCCCAACUGUAACUCAAAGACAAUUUUUAACAUCAUAUAGAUCAAAAGAUAGUAUAAUAAGUAGAGUUGGACAAACUAUAUUUUUAACAAUUAUACAUACAUUAUUUUUUGCACCAUUGAAAAACACACAAGAUGGGAUUAGUAAUAGAUUAGGAUUAAUUCAAGAAGUUUUAAAUUUAUAUUUUGUUGGAUUAGUUAAUAAUGUUAGUUUAUACCCAUUUGAAAGAAAUUUAUUUUAUCAAGAAUAUAAAGAUGGAAUAUAUGGAGUUUCAGAAUUUGGAAUUUCAUAUUUUUUAAAUGAAUUACCAACUGAAAUUUUACCAUCAUUUUUUUUCAGUGCAUUAAUUGUUUUUGUUUGUGGAUUACCAAGAAAUGCUUCAAUGUAUUUUGCAAUGUUUUGUACUGGUUUCAUAUCUAUAAAUUGUGGUGAAUCAUUAGGAAUAUUUGUAAAUAGUAUUUUUAAUCAUAUGGAAGUUGCAACAAAUAUUUUAUCAAAUUUAAUUAUAGUUGCAAUUUUUAUGGGUGGUACAAUGUCAUUACAUAUGCCUCAUUUUUUCAAAGCUAUAAAUUAUAUAAGUCCAAUGAAAUAUGCAGUUGCAAUAUGUGCAAAUUUAGGAUUUAAAAAUCAAACUUUUACUUGUGGAGUUGAAGGAAUAGAAUGUACUUUUAGAACAGGUGAAGAUGUAUUAAAUUAUUAUAAUUUGAAACAAAAUGUUGGUGCUAUGUUUGGAGGAUUAUUUGCUGUAUUUAUUGUUUAUAGAUUAAUUGCUAUUAGCUCAAUUUAUAUUAGAGUUAAAUGGUUUUAA